This is a messenger RNA of Galeopterus variegatus (Sunda flying lemur), 309 nucleotides long. It is a transcript of the gene ADM2, whose product is annotated as adrenomedullin 2. The record is from RefSeq and is a predicted model, not a curated record. NCBI's taxonomy places the organism in Eukaryota, Metazoa, Chordata, Mammalia, Dermoptera, Cynocephalidae. Gene Ontology annotation, biological process: adenylate cyclase-activating G protein-coupled receptor signaling pathway; regulation of systemic arterial blood pressure; positive regulation of heart rate.
AUGGCUGAGCUGCCAGGGGAGCCCCCAGCCCGGACCCCUUCCAGUGACCUGCAACCCCGGCACCCUGUGCCCCCGCCUAUGGUCUGGAAGCUUCACCAGGUCCCCCAGCUACAGAGGAGUGCCAGCCUGGCCCCCGCCAUGGGUUGGCCUUUCCAGGAUGGUGGCCACCAACACUCAGGCCGGGUGGGCUGUGUGUUGGGCACCUGCCAGGUGCAGAACCUCAACCACCGCCUGUGGCAGCUUGUGGGACCAGCCAGCCAGAGCAUCUUGGCUCCCAUAGACCCCAGCAGCCCCCACAGCUAUGGCUAA